Molecule: messenger RNA, 1479 nt
Organism: Diplodia corticola
Lineage: Eukaryota; Fungi; Ascomycota; Dothideomycetes; Botryosphaeriales; Botryosphaeriaceae
Product: hexokinase
Exons: 3
Coding region: 1-1479 (492 amino acids)
Biological process (GO): glucose 6-phosphate metabolic process; glycolytic process; intracellular glucose homeostasis
Cellular component (GO): cytosol; mitochondrion
Molecular function (GO): ATP binding; glucokinase activity; fructokinase activity
Source: RefSeq, a predicted model, not a curated record
AUGGUCGGUCUUGGUCCCAGGAAGCCGCCGUCCCGUAAGGGUUCCAUGGCCGAUGUGCCCAAGGAUCUCCUUCAGACCAUCCAGCGCUUGGAGGAGCAGUUCACUGUUGGCCAGGACAAGCUCAAGGAGAUCACCAACCACUUCGUCAAGGAGCUUGAGAAGGGCCUGUCCAAGGAGGGCGGCAGUAUUCCCAUGAUCCCCACCUGGGUCAUGAACUUCCCCGACGGCAACGAGACUGGCACCUACCUCGCUCUGGACAUGGGCGGCACCAACCUGCGUGUUUGCGAGGUCAGCCUGUCCGAGGAGAAGGGAGAGUUCGACAUCAUCCAGUCCAAGUACAGGAUGCCCCAGGAGCUGAAGACCGGCUCCGCUGAGGAGCUGUGGGAGUACAUUGCCGACUGCUUGCAGCAGUUCGUCGAGUACCACCACGAGGGCGAGGACAUCAAGUCGCUUCCUCUUGGUUUCACCUUCUCCUACCCCGCUAGCCAGGACUACAUCGACCACGGUGUCCUGCAGCGCUGGACCAAGGGCUUCGACAUUGACGGUGUCGAGGGCAAGGAUGUCGUUCCGCCUUUCGCCGCUGCACUCAAGGAGAGGGGCGUCCCCAUCAACGUUACUGCGCUUGUCAACGAUACCACCGGCACUCUCAUCGCCUCUGCUUACACUGAUCCCCGCAUGAAGAUUGGCUGCAUUUUCGGCACUGGCUGCAACGCCGCGUACAUGGAGGACUGCGGCUCCAUUCCUAAGCUUGACCAUCUGAACCUGAACCCCAAGGACCUCAUGGGAAUCAACUGCGAGUGGGGUGCUUUCGACAACGAGCACGCCGUCCUGCCCCGUACCAAGUACGACAUCAUCAUCGACAAGGAAUCUCCUCGUCCCGGCCAGCAGUCGUUUGAGAAGAUGAUUGCUGGUCUGUACUUGGGCGAGGUCUUCCGUUUGGUCGUUCUCGACCUGCACGAUGAUCCUCACUGCCACAUGUUUGAGGGCCAGGACGUCAGCAAGCUAAAGAAGCCCUACACCAUGGACUCUUCGUUCCUGGCUACCAUUGAGGAGGAUCCUUGGGAGAACUUGCAGGAGACUGCCGACCUGUUCCAGAACACGCUGGGCCUUGUUCUCAACAAGCCCGAGCUCGAGCUUUGCCGUCGCCUGGCCGAGUUGAUUGGCACCCGUGCCGCCCGUCUCUCUGCCUGCGGUGUCGCUGCCAUCUGCAAGAAGAAGGGCUGGACCGAGUGCCACGUCGGUGCUGAUGGCUCCGUGUUCAACAAGUACCCACACUUCAAGGCCCGUGGCGCCCAGGCCCUGCGCGAGGUCUUCGACUGGCCCAAGGGCAAGCGCGACCCCAUCGAAAUUGUCCCCGCCGAAGACGGUUCCGGUGUCGGUGCUGCGCUCAUCGCUGCGCUCACUCUCAAGCGUGUCCAAGAGGGCAACAACGCCGGCAUUCGCGACCCCAAGGCCAUGCUCGAGAGCAUCAAGCAGUAA